Messenger RNA from Microthlaspi erraticum, 705 nucleotides. NCBI's taxonomy places the organism in Eukaryota, Viridiplantae, Streptophyta, Magnoliopsida, Brassicales, Brassicaceae. The record is from the annotation of a GenBank genome assembly.
AUGAUCUCCAAUCUUCCAAGGGACUUGGUAGAUGAGAUUCUAUCAAGAGUUCCGUUGAAAUCUAUGAUAGAACCGCGGUUAACUUGUAAAAAGUGGGAUACUUUGUCUAAAACUCAGAGUUUUACAAAGAUGCACACUAAAAACGCAACAGCAACAGCAGGAAGUAGAAGAGUCUCUCAGGUGAUCAUAUUAAUGGAUUACAAGCUAUAUUUAAGUAGCGUCGUCUUCGAUGAUGAUCCAUCAAUAAUCCCUAAAGGAAAACUUACUUGCCUUGACAAACAAGUUAAGAUAUCUAAAGUUUUUCACUGCGAGGGUUUAUUGUUAUGCAUCUUGAAAGGCAAUGAUAAGCUUGUGGUUUGGAAUCCAUAUUUGGGACAAACAAGGUGGAUCGAACCCAGUUGUUGUCCCCGGAAUCCAAAUUUGGGACCAGCAAGGUGGAUCGAGCGCAAUUGUUAUCCCCGGAGACUUCAUGAAGGAAACUAUGCUGCGAACGAAUACAUGUACGCUCUCGGAUAUGAGAAUAAGAAGAACAAAUCCUGUCGUAGCCACAAAAUAUUGAAGAUUUUGUUCAAGCAAUAUUUCUUUUGCUAUGAAAUCUAUGAUUUCGAAACUGGUUUAUGGAGAACUCUUGAUGCCCUUGCACAGAUGUGGUACAUAAAGCUUGAUGAGUGUGGCGUUCAAGGGAAACACUUACUGGUGUUCUAG